CAUUAAUACCCUUGUGAAGAUCAGCAAAAGUGCUGGUGCCAUGUUGAAACCACAUGCCCCCAAACUCAUUCCAGCUUUGUUGGAAUCUUUAAGUGUACUGGAGCCCCAGGUUCUUAAUUAUCUGAGCCUCCGGGCCACAGACCAGGAAAAGGCUGCAAUGGAUAGUGCUAGACUCAGUGCUGCUAAAUCCUCUCCCAUGAUGGAAACAAUCAACAUGUGCCUGCAAUACCUAGAUGUGUCUGUCUUGGGCGAGCUAGUUCCUAGAUUAUGUGAAUUGAUCAAAAGUGGAGUAGGUCUUGGUACUAAGGGAGGAUGUGCCAAUGUAAUUGUGUCAUUAACCACUCAGUGUCCUCAGGAUUUAACACCUUACUCCGGAAAACUCAUGAGUGCAUUGCUCAGUGGCUUGACAGACCGGAACAACGUGGUACAAAAGUCCUUUGCAUUUGCUAUGGGACAUUUAGUUCGAACUUCACGAGAUAGUAGCACUGAGAAACUGCUACAGAAACUCAAUAGCUGGUACAUGGAAAAAGAAGAACCGAUAUACAAGAGCUCAUGUGCUUUGACCAUUCAUGCCAUUGGGCGCUAUAGCCCUGAUGUGCUUAAAAGCCAUGCCAAGGAGGUGCUGCCACUGGCAUUCCUGGGCAUGCAUGAGGCAGCUGGUGAGGACAAAGGGGAAAAGGAUGAGGCUACUCUGUGGACUGAAGUGUGGCAGGAAAAUGUGCCAGGUUCCUUUGGUGGCAUCCGAUUGUACAUGCAGGAGUUGAUUGUUAUUACCCAGAAAGCUUUGCAGUCCCCAUCUUGGAAAAUGAAAGCCCAGGGUGCAACUGCUAUGGCAUCAAUUGCAAAGCAAACAAGUUCCUUGGUACCCCCACAUCUGGGAAUGAUUAUGACGGCUUUAUUGCAGGGGUUGGCUGGUAGAACAUGGGCAGGAAAGGUAAAAGAAUGCUUUAUGUAAAGUUGAUUGAUUCAUGUAAAUGUGUCUAGUUUUUGGCAACAGACACUUAGCAUAGCUAUAAGUAUUGGCAUUUCAAGUAAGAAUAAAUCAAACUGUAGAUAUUUUAUCCUUUAUCAGUCAAUUACCAAGCAUUUGUUUUGCAACUAUUAUGUGCUAGGCACUA
This is a messenger RNA of Gracilinanus agilis (Agile Gracile Mouse Opossum), 1118 nucleotides long. RefSeq names its product proteasome adapter and scaffold protein ECM29-like. The record is from RefSeq and is a predicted model, not a curated record. The annotation marks the transcript as partial. Gene Ontology annotation, molecular function: molecular adaptor activity. The transcript is spliced from 8 exons. Lineage: Eukaryota; Metazoa; Chordata; Mammalia; Didelphimorphia; Didelphidae. Gene Ontology annotation, cellular component: nucleus; cytoplasm.